AUGUUCUUAAAUGGUUUUAUGGAUGCCUUGGAAAAGGUAACGCUCCAAUACUCUAGCGACCUGCAAGAAUUGCAUCGAUUCAACCACGAAGCCAAUCUGUUGACCGAUAGCAUACGAUUACUUUUGAAACGCAAUCAAUCCGAGUUCCACGAUUAUCUCGAACAGUUGCCAAAAUGUGCCUCUUUGGUGCAUCAGAUUAAUCUGGAAAUGCCCCACCAAUUUGAGAUAUUUUUGCCCAUACGAUUGCCCUUCUCGCUGCAGACCAGAUUCCAUGCCUCCGAGCGCAUAGUGCAAUUAACCAAAUCGAAUUCGAAUAACUACUGUGGACAUCCUUUUUUCUUUGGCAAUGCGCUAAAUGCGAAACACAUCAACUGUCGCCUCGAGCGUGAUCUAAAGAAUACCAUCGAUUCGAUGCGCAUUCACGUUGGCAUCUGGGAUGAUGUUUAUGAUGUCGAAUAUAAUGCACUUAUGUACAAUGGCGCUCCCUUUGUGCAUCAGGUGUACGCGAGGGAUCGGGGGGCAGUUGAUCGGGGCAUCCGCAUCGAUUUCAUCUUGGCCAUUGAGUUUGAUGGCGCUGAGAUGCCGUUGCCAGCGUAUUUCGAUGCGCCCAUCAGCAGCAAGUGGUUGGCCUACGGAGUGCCCCACUAUGGCAGCAGCAACAGCGCCUUCGACUGGGCUGUCGUUUUGCCACACUGGCGCACGAGAGACGAUCGUGUCCAUUAUCGCAAUCAUAAUGCGAUGCUGCUUCUCUUUCGCUCGCUGUACGCACAGCGCUGCUUCUCAUUUGCCACGCCCUUUUUUGUUAAGCUCUGCUUCUUCAUGACCACAGUAGAUUGUGGCAAGAGCUACAAGCGGUUGCCGUCUGGGGAUCUGAUAAUAAAGACUUUGGGUCACAUGCUCUUUUACAAUUAUGUUGAGCUGUUUAAGCCGCAAUCCCAGCUGGCUUCAAUAUCGAAGCUGCUCGAACAUCAGAUGAUCGGCAAAGAGAUCUUUAAAACACUCAACAGGAGCAAGAAUGUCAAACAGAAAUGCCGGUUGCUGAUGGACGAAAUCUUUCGUUUAGACUAUCAGCUGGAACAGAAGAAGGAAGAAGAGGAGGAGCAGACUAAGGAGGUGGAGAAGGAACUGGUAGAGGUGGAGGUGGAGGAGGAGCACGAGUAUUUGGAAUUGGAGGAAAUGGACGAGGACGACUACGAAGCAAUUGCUGAGGGAAAGGAUGAGCUAAUGAUGCUGCUAACAGAGGAGCUCGUGGACGUCAAUGAGGAGGAUGAUGAGGAUUGGGAGGAUGAUGAAGAGUGGGAGGAUGAGGAAGAGGAGGAGGAGGAGCUUGUGUAUUUGGAAUUGGAGGAAAUGGACGAGGACGACGACUACGAAGCAAUUGCUGAGGGAAAGGAUGAGCUAAAGAUGCUGCUGACAGAGAAGCUCGAGGACGUCGAUGAGGAGUAUGACGAAGAGUGGGAGUAUGACGAAGAGUGGGAGGAUGACGAAGAGUGGGAGGAUGAGGAAGAGGAGGAGGAGGAGCUUGUGUAUUUGGAACUGGAGGAAAUGGACGAGGACGACGACUACGAAGCAAUUGCUGAGAGAAAGGAUGAGCUAAAAAUGCUGCGGACAGAGGAGCCGGAGGACGUCAAUGAGGAGGGUGAUGAAGAGUGGGAGGAUGAGGAAGAGUGGCACGAUGCGGAAGAGGAGGAGGAUGAAGAGCAUGAGCAUCUGGAAUUGGACGAAGGCCGAACUAGCCGUGCUGCUGACAGAGGACAGCUUCAAGAAGAUGACCCCCAAGUAGAGGAGCAGCCACAAAGGGCUGCUUCGCCUCAUGCAAAGGAGGCGGACGAAUCGCGUCGUAAGAGUCACCGCAGCAUUUAA
Drosophila grimshawi is the source of this 1863-nucleotide messenger RNA. RefSeq names its product FK506-binding protein 5. The transcript is spliced from 3 exons. Lineage: Eukaryota; Metazoa; Arthropoda; Insecta; Diptera; Drosophilidae. Bases 1 to 1863 code for a protein of 620 amino acids. The record is from RefSeq and is a predicted model, not a curated record.